Molecule: messenger RNA, 4441 nt
Organism: Passer domesticus (house sparrow)
Lineage: Eukaryota; Metazoa; Chordata; Aves; Passeriformes; Passeridae
Gene: GPR15
Product: G protein-coupled receptor 15
Exons: 1
Coding region: 2082-3182 (366 amino acids)
Biological process (GO): cell chemotaxis; calcium-mediated signaling; immune response
Cellular component (GO): membrane; external side of plasma membrane
Molecular function (GO): C-C chemokine binding; C-C chemokine receptor activity
Source: RefSeq, a predicted model, not a curated record
AACCUGAUUUUAAGACUUUUAGGAGUUUGGUUCUGUUGCUUCCUUCUCCCAGCUUUGCCAAGGAAGAAAUAAGCUGGCACACAAAUCCGUACUGCAACUGACCACUGACAAGUCUCUCAUAAAGAAAAAGACUUGCAGCAACAGUACCUACUCACUGUAAUCACCACAGAAGAGACUUUUACAUUUCAUUGAAAAUAAGAAUUCUGUUUGGGGCAAUCAGGUGCAGGAGAUUACUUCUAGAAUAACAACAAGACCUUUUACAAAUCUGUGGAGUUUUUUUACUCUGAACAGUCAACUGCCUCUUGCUUAGAAGAGAAUAUAAUGAUUUUUAGGGUGAAUGCUUACAAUCCACUUUGAUAUAGCAGGAAGAUGGUUUUUAGCCUGUUAUUCAUUACAGGUUCACAUUUACUCCUGUGGCAUACAAAUCAAUAAUCUUAGCUGGGGUGUUUUUAUACACCUUGAGCCUUUUUCAGAGUCUGUGAUGGAUGAAUUACACUCAUGAACUUAAUGCUUACACAUUCCAUAAAAAUAGUCAGCUGGAGUCCACCAGUGCCCUACAGCUAGGAAGGCAGUUGUGUAUAAGUGGGUACUUAUUAGAUAUCAGCAUAUCACAUGAGCCAGUGCCCACCUAAAUUCUCUUCCAUCCAGCAGCCAGUCAUUUUACAGCAGCUUCUGCUUUUCCAGGUGCCUGGAAGUCUACCAGGCACCUGUUGCGCAGGAGCAGAUAACCUGAGCACUGGGAGAGUGAAUCUGAGUGCAUCCAGAGUGCUCUGGAGGGACUAAGUUGCUGUGCAUGCAAUUUGGAGUUGCCCUUUGCAUGUGGAGACACAUACAGACGCAAUCUGUCUGCCCAGGGAUGGAGCAUGCACCAAGAGGUGAUUUCUUCAAAGCUUUGAGAAUCCUGGAGGCCUGCCUGGUCUGUGAAUGUGUUGGUGGAAGGGAGAGGAAGGAGAAUAUUAAAUUAUUUUUAGAAGAGAGGAAGGAUGAUGAAGACCAAUUGUGCAGGUUUCAAAUUAGUGUGCACUGACAAAGCUGUAAUGAAUUGAGUAGUUUUAAAAAUGAGAAUUUCUGUUUGAUUUAUGCAAUGCUGAAAGGGCUGUCUGUAAGGUAAGUCACAGCUGGAGCAAUACUGAUACUACAAAUGAAAGAUGAAGGAAAUCAGAGCUCGUUAAGACAAGUGAGUGCUGUUUAUAAGAACAGCUCAAGAGCCACACAGGCUGUGCAGCCAGAAGGAGAAGGAACACAGGACUGUGGCUGAUGAGAAAGCCUUUGUGGGGGAUGGGAGCAUCAAGUAAAGUUUCAAAUAACAGAAGAAUAUACAACACAUUGGAACAUUGUUCUCGAAGUUUCUGAUACAUUCUAAAGUUGGGUGUGGAAAGUCCACGCUUAGGGGAAUUGGCAGGGCUGCAGGAGGAGGUGUUGCACUGGUAGGGCAGCCAAGAACCUGGGACUGGUCAAGAAGAACCAGCUACAGGGCAGAAUGGAUAUAGGAGUUUUAAAUAUUUUUUUCCUCUAUAUAUUCUUAUGAGAGAAUUGCUUUCAAACAGAAAGCAACAUCAUAAAGAGUCAAGUAAAGUAAAAACCUCCAAGCCUCAAGAAAAUCAGACUUGCCCAGACAAGCAAUUUAUACAAAAUGUUUUGAAUGUAGAUAAAAGUUGGGGCACCUGAAUUCACUCUUCUCAGGUUUCUUAUAAGCUGGUACAAUCUCAAAUUUCUUCAAACUACCAAUAUACUUUCCUAAAACUUCCAAAAAGUUCAGAAUCUCAAAAACUACCUUCCCUCUGCCAGAAAAAAAAGCAAAACCUGAAGCUGGAAAAUGCAAAAGGGAGAUAGAAUCAGUAAAACUAAACCUGAUAUUAAAAAAACCCACAAUGCAUUUAUUUUGUAGGCAGGGUUUUGACUCAUCAGAUACGUGUUGCUUGUUCGUUGCCUAUGCAGUUGGUUAAAAGCAUACAAAUUACCUCCCCACAAAAACCGCUUUCCUCCUCUCGGCUCUCCCCCUCCUCCCUGCUCACUGAUAAAAUAUUUUUAAAGAAGACCUGGAAGGGUAGGGGAAGCUCAGAGCCUCCCUCAGAGAGAGGAUGAGGACAGCUGGGCCAGAAACGGAACUUGCCCCGCUAUCAUCCAUGACUACAGUCACUUUCAACUAUGACUACUACUAUGAAGACCAGUGCCAGUACCAGCACCUGCAACAUAUGUCUACUUUCCUGCCUAUCCUUUAUAGUGCCGUGUUCCUGGUGGGCAUUAUUGGCAACUCAAUCCUGAUAGCAGCCUUGAUCUUCAAGCGGCGUGUCCAGAGGCUGAUUGACAUCUUUAUCAUCAACCUCGCUACAUCUGACUUCAUCUUCCUCAUCACACUGCCUUUCUGGGUGGACAUGGAGGUGUCAGACGAGACCUGGAGGGUAGGAUCUUUCCUGUGCAAAGCUAGUUCCUAUGUCAUCUCAGUCAACAUGUACUGCAGCAUCCUGCUCCUCACCUGCAUGAGUGCUGACCGGUACCUCGCAAUCAUGCACCCGUGUGUCGCACGACGGAUCAGGACAAGAUCCUAUUUUGGAGGACUCUGCAUCUCUGUCUGGGUAUUAUCCGGCUGCUUAGGGAUUCCAACCCUGUUGUCCAGAGAACUGAAGACUCAAUAUGGAAAGACUUACUGCACGGACAAAGCUGUGACAGAAGUCAAACAGAUCAUGUCACUGAUGCUUUUAAUCCUGGCCUUCUUCGUCCCACUGUUGAGUAUCUUAACCUUUUAUUGCUCCAUCACCAAGAGACUAUGUGUGCACUAUCAGAAGGCUGGAAAACGUGAUAAAAAGCUGAGAAAAUCCAUCAAGAUUGUCUUCAUUGUAGUGGCAGCUUUUGUUGUCUCCUGGGUUCCUUACAAUCUUUUCAAGCUUAUGGCCAUCCUUUUGCGGCUCCUGAAGCAGCCCAGCUGCUUUUCUGGCACGGUUGCCCAGCUGGGCAUGAAGGUGAGCAGCCCUUUUGCUUUUGCCAAUAGCUGUGCCAACCCUUUCAUUUACUUUUGCUUUGACAGCUACAUCCGCAGAGCCAUGCUCCAGUGCCUGUGUCCACGGGUGAAAAUGAGCAGCAACAGCUCUGAUACCCUGGACACCCACCUGAGCCAUUCCUUAUCCAGUUUUGUGGCAGGGGAAUAUUCCACGAGGAAGAGGAAGCGCUCUGUGUCCCUCUGACUGUGAGCUGGCACUGCGGAGGAAGGAACUUCUUUCUCCAAAGAUGGCAGGAAAAGAAAAAGAGAAACAAGCAACAGAGACAGGUGCAAGUGUAAUGCAACCAGCGCUUCAGGUGGGAGGAAUGUUACUUCCUUUUAAAUGCAGGUAGAUGGAAACCUUAACCACAGAAUUACUUCACAAGGAUUGCUGUGACAAUGUGUGAAUGUGAAGCCUUCAUACCAAAAAAUAGCUACAAAUGCUUAUGCUGGAACCCCAGUACAAAUGCUACAGAGAAGAACCAUGUGAUUAAGUCAAGGCCUCUCUGAGACGAGCUUUGAACUUAUGCAUAUAUAUGUUUUUAUUCUGUACAAGAAAAGCAACCCAGGUGUUUCUUUUUGGUUUCUAGUUUGCCCACAAAUAAUGUGCGAUGUCCUCAAACCAACCUGAUCAAUUCUGGGUUUUUGGAGGUUUUUUGAACUCAAAAAUCCAAUAUUUUAAUGAAUUUGUGUGUUACCAGUUCUCAUAACUCUAGUCUUGUGCAUUUUAAGUCUCAGCUUCUUUAUUACAGCAUUAAAUAAUUAGUUUUAAUCAUAACAAUUAAAGUGUUUAACCCUUCGGAUUUCAGAAAAAAUCAGAACUUGAAGGCAGAGAAACCAGGAGAUAAGCAAAACCUUGCAUUUAACCUUUCUCUUAAAGAAAAGAAGACCAACAAAAGCACUCUUGUGCUUUUUAAGACUUUUUUGAGGACUUGACAUAAUUUCUGGUUGCUCGGGUCAGAACUAAGGAGUCACUGCCUUCUACUAAGGAAAAGGACACAGUGAGUUCUAGAGUGAAAGGUUACACAGAUGCAAACCUGCUAACAGGCUUCAAAGGGAAGACAACUAUGUCAGCUAACACAGCUCAUGAAAAAACUGUCUGGACAGCAGAGAAAAAAGCCCUGGAGACUGGACAAUGGAAGUGGCAUCCCUCUGAUGUUACUGCAGCAUGUGCACAUUCACUAUGGUUUUUCACACCUCUGUGUUUUCUAAACGUCUGUAAACGGGAAUAACUCUUUUGAGUGUUACAAAUAAAUCCUGGUAUUUGCGUUUUGUGUUGAACCUUUUUGAACAGUUGACCUGUUUAAUGUCUGCAGAGAAACAAGAGCAGAACUCACACAAGGGCAACGCAAACCUAGAAACCUGCUAAUCUUGCCCAGCUCCCCAGCCAGGUCCACACUGGACCACUGGCUCGCAGAGCAGGUGGAGAGCUGGCUCUGUAGGCUCAGGGGAGGCAGAGGUGUC